Messenger RNA from Solanum pennellii, 597 nucleotides. RefSeq lists its product as uncharacterized. NCBI's taxonomy places the organism in Eukaryota, Viridiplantae, Streptophyta, Magnoliopsida, Solanales, Solanaceae. Bases 1 to 597 code for a protein of 198 amino acids. The record is from RefSeq and is a predicted model, not a curated record. The transcript is spliced from 2 exons.
AUGAAGAGUUUAGAACAGACUAUAAGAGAUAUGCAGGGACUAGGUUGCCACAAAGGUAUCUCAUUCAAUGACUUGUGUAUGUUUCCCCACGUUCAUUUGCCUACUGGUUUUAAAACUCCAAAGUUUGAGAAAUACGAUGGUCACGGAGACCCCAUAGCUCAUUUGAAGAGAUAUUGCAAUCAAGUGACGUGUGCAGAGGGCAAACAAGAGUUGCUUAUGGCCUAUUUUGGGGAAAGCUUAGUAGGGAUUGCAUCCGAAUGGUUCAUAAAUCAGGAUAUUUCCAACUGGCAUACAUGGAGGGAGCAAGCUGCUAGGAUUAAACCACCAAUGAAGGAGUCGGAAAUGAUAGAUGUUUUUCUCCAAGCACAAGAACCUGAUUACUUUCACUAUUUGCUUUCUGCCGUCAGAAUGACAUUUGCUGAAGUUAUUAAGGUUGGGGAAAUAGUGGGAAAUGAUAUCAAGUCUAGAAAGAUUGUAAGCCAAGCUACCUUAAAUGUGACAAAACAAGUGCUUCAAAAUGGUUCUGGAAAUAUUGGAGGGAAGAAGAGAAGGGAGGAUAUAGACAUUGUUGUAUCAAUGCCUCGAACUUAUGUCUAA